GUUUUUGUCAUGUGGCUUCUACUGAAUACAAAAGCAGCAUCAGGAUGUAGAACAGCAAAAAUGUCAGCAAUUCCUGGCACAGUGUUAAAUCUGGGAUCUUCUGUCAGCAUUACCUGUACCUUAACCAGAGACAGUAAGAAUUGUCCAACAAUAUUUAAAAGAAAAAGCAGGUCAAUGAUGAACAAUAUUUGCAGCAAUAAUGCUUCCAGCGUGAGCGUACAAGACAUCAACCCGUCUCCUGGUGAUACAAUAUAUACAUGUCACCUGAGACCCGUCCAGGACCGGUCAGUUUGCAUGAUAAAGAUCUCUGUUGGAAAGUCUCCAGACCAGCCUACGAUAGUGAAUUGUGGAAACGAGGAGGAAAAUAGUACAAUGUUGUGUUCGUGGACAACUGGAAGUGAAACCUACAUCAAGACAGCAUACACUUUACAGGUUUGCCAGGGAACAUCAUGCACUGACCAUGCACUUAUCUCUGGAGGGUACGGAGAACGUGGAAUACGGUUUAUGAAGUUUCCGUUCAUCAUGAGACGCGGGGAGGAUUUUAUAGUUAAAGUUGCAGCAUCUAAUGGUCUGGGUACAAACUCCUCGCUGCCACAUACAUUCGCAUAUUUUGAUGCAGUGAAACCAAGUCCACCACAAGAUAUAUUAAUAGAGUUUAAUAACGCUACAAGUAGCUGCAACAUCAGCUUUCUCGAUCCGCAAGAUUCCCAGCAUUUCCGGUUAAGAUAUCGACCCAUCCAUGACAGAUCUUGGAAUGAGGUGGACAUUCUAGGAACCAAAAUCUAUAAUCUGCCCAACCUGAUUCCAUUUACAAUCUAUGAGUUCCAGGCUUCAUGUAAAUUCUUAGUCAAUACUGGGAAAUGGAGCAACUGGAGUGAUCCAGUGAUAACCCAAACUCCAGAAGAUGUGCCAGUUGGGAAGGUCGACAUCUGGUACAGAUUACGGAACGUUGAUGAUAAUACAAAGAUUAUAAAUCUUUUCUGGAAGAAUAUGACUUUAUCCCAAUCAAGGGGGGUGAUCCUGUAUUACAAUGUGUUUUUUUACAAUGAGAAUUAUAGGAGCCCUGCCAAUAAAAUCACCACGAAAAACACGUGGCUUGCCACAGACAUCGACGUGACAAUAUGUAUCAUAACUGUGUCAGCUUAUAACUCGAAAGGAAACUCCCCUCCCACGUACGUUAAUGUAACUGCUCAGCGUGUUUCAGAUUUAAUGUCUCCGAUUAAUGUUGCUGCUCAAGGAGCUGGUGACAAUGUAAUAGUGCGGUGGGAGGAGUCUCCGAAGAAUGAAAUGAUGUCCGUGGAUUAUUUUACCAUAGAAUGGGUAGAACGUGGUGCAAUACACUAUAACCAUCCAAACUGGAUGAAAGUGCCCAGAAAUAACAGAUCAGCAGUAAUAUCAGGUAAUCUCAAACCCUGGACGUGUUACGAGCUCCGUGUUUACCCAGUAUUGGGAGGAAGAGCCGGAAUACCUGGGAGAACCUCAGGAUCCAUCAAAGAGAAAGCUCCACUUUCCAGUCCUGAAUUUCACGUUAAAAUAUUGGAUCACCGUAGCGUGUUGGUGACAUGGGAAGAGCUCCCCCCCAGAGAGCAAAUGGGCUGUAUUGUCAAGUACACUAUUUAUAUUAAGAAUACAAUCUUCGGCUUUACCAGUCAGAUUACAAUAUUCCCCACUGAAUUGUCAAAGAAUCAAUACAAGAUCACUGACAUGAAGCAAAACGUUCACUAUCUCAUCUGGAUGACGUGUUCGACAGGAGGAGGAGAAAGCACUGGGCAUCACGAGCGUCAAAUAUUUAUCGACUCGCGAGGUCAGAACUUCAGAAAAUCAAACAGAAUUAUUGAUUUGCCUAAUAAAUCUAACAUGACGUUUAUUUGUGUGCUUCAUUCCCAAGAUUCCAUGAAAAUAGUUUUGAGUCUUACGCUGGUACCAGUGAUAUUGAUAACCUGCGCCUGUGCAAUCCCAUCAGCGAGACGAAGGCUUUUGUACUACCUGUAUGCAAUUCUUUCUCGAUGGGAUGUAAAAACCGUCCCAGACCCGGCUAACUCGAACUGGGCUAAACAAUACACACAAAACAAGGAGAUAAUGGAUUUCAUGCAUAAAAACUUGUUGGAAACCUCCAAUUAUGAUGAAACAGAGACCCUGGAAAUAAAAGAGAUUGAUAGCGAAGAAGAAACUCUGCCUUUGACGUCUCAAUUGUCUGUUGAUAGUGUUGAAGAUGAACAAACAACGUUAUCAAGCACAGAUGAUUCCAUUCCACCACCUACAGAGGAUGACUUGCUCAUACAGCCCAAAAUUUUGUUGCAACCUCACGACCAAGACUUGUACAAGACUCUAAGAUCUGAAGAGCCUGUCCAGUGUGACACAUCGGAUUACUUGGUCAAUCAGGACAUUACUAUUGAUUAUUUACCAACGCACAUGCUUGACAACACAGAGGACAUGAGUGACGAUGAACAUUUCCCAACUCAAUUUGUCAUCCCUACCCAGUUUGUGGCAGAAGGAAAACUACGCUUGGACACCGUGAGGAUCAACUGCCAUUCUUUUGUCGAGUAAAGACUGGGAAUAACUACAUAUAAUCUGGCAUUAACCAUACUAUCUGAAAAUAUUUUAUAAAGUAUUUAUUUGGGAGCAAGUACCGAGUAGGAUUAUUUGACGAUCAGC
This is a messenger RNA of Pelobates fuscus (common spadefoot toad), 2655 nucleotides long. Its product is annotated as interleukin-12 receptor subunit beta-2-like. Gene Ontology annotation, molecular function: cytokine binding; cytokine receptor activity. Bases 10 to 2547 code for a protein of 845 amino acids. Gene Ontology annotation, biological process: cytokine-mediated signaling pathway. Gene Ontology annotation, cellular component: external side of plasma membrane; signaling receptor complex; membrane. The record is from RefSeq and is a predicted model, not a curated record. The transcript is spliced from 15 exons. NCBI's taxonomy places the organism in Eukaryota, Metazoa, Chordata, Amphibia, Anura, Pelobatidae.